AAAUAAAAGGCUCGGAUGGCUGAAAUGGCCCACAAGGCCGAAAAGCAACACGGGCCGAUCCCCAUGGCCAGGCCUUCGGGCCGACACGGUCAUGCCGCGCCGGCCCAUGCCCACGUGGCCAGGUUUGUUGCGCACCGGCCGCCGGCCCCACCCCCGUACCUCCGGCUCGAUGGCAUCAUCCCCGCUUCGGCUUCGCCCCCUCACACGCAACCACCCUCCGCCCGUCCAAUCCACCUCACAAUUCCGCCGCCGGCCGGCGCCAUGUCGCCCCCUUCCACCCCAUUCCCCUCCACGGCCUCGCUGCUCCUCGCCGGCAGCAGGCUCCCGCGGUUCCAGAUCCAGUCGCCCCGCGCCCCCACCAAGCCCCCGUACCGCUCCGCCUCCCCCUCCCCCUACCGCCCGUGGCUCCGCGGCGUCGCCAGGCGCCCCCUGCUCGUCCCCACCUCCGCUUCCCACCGGGUGACGGCUGCUCCUUCGCCGGGGGUGGAGGCUGCGGAUGAAUCGGGCCGGCUGGCGGCUUCUCCUCCCCUGGCGGCGGAGGCUGAGGAUGAAUCGGGCGGCCGGCUGGCGGCCGCGAGGAGGGUCGCGGUGGCGCUGAUCUGCAGCGCGCUGGCGGCCGCGAGGAGGGUCGCGGUGGCGCUGAUCUGCAGCGCGCUGGCGGCGGUGUGGUGCCAGCGGGCGCUUGCUACGACUCCCGCCGCGGCGGGAGCAGGCGCGGGGGCGUCCACGGCGGUGGAGGCGGCCGAUGUGGUCGGCUGGGUGACGCUGCGACUGCGAGGGAGCUGGCCCACGGUGCUGCAGGUUCUGCAGCUGCUCAGGGAGCAGGGCCUUGUUCUCGCCCUAUUGCUCGGCCUCUCCGCCUUCUUCUCCAUGGCCGAGACCUCCAUCACCACGCUCUGGCCCUGGAAGGUCCGUGAGCUCGCUGACAAGGAACCUGAGAACGGCGUGUUCAAAAUGCUCCGAAAUGAUGUCACUCGCUUCCUCACAACCAUACUCAUCGGCACAACCGUGGUUAACAUUGGCGCGACAGCCAUUGUCACCGAGGCAGCCACAGCAAUGUUUGGUGAAGCAGGUGUCAGUGCAGCAACAGGCGUCAUGACUGUUGCCGUUCUCCUUCUUACAGAAAUCACACCCAAGAAUGUUGCAGUCCACAAUGCCACGGAAGUUGCCAGGUUUGUGGUCAGACCAAUCGCUUGGCUUUCAAUCAUCCUGUAUCCCGUUGGGCGUAUUGUUACAAUUAUAUCCAUGGGAAUUCUAAAGCUUCUGGGCCUGAAAGGAAGAAGUGAGCCAUAUGUGACUGAGGAUGAACUGAAGCUAAUGCUCCGGGGAGCGGAGUUGAGUGGUGCGAUUGCGGAAGACGAGCAGGAUAUGAUUGAGAAUGUGCUCGAGAUUAAAGACACACAUGUCAGGGAGGUGAUGACACCUUUGGUAGAUGUGGUUGCAAUUGAUGCAGCCGCAACACUGAUUGAUUUCAAGAACCUAUGGGAAACCCACCAGUACUCUAGAGUUCCUGUAUUUGAGGAGCGCAUAGAUAAUAUCGUGGGAAUUGUAUAUGCAAUGGACAUGCUUGAAUAUGUUGAAGAGGCUGAGAAGUUGAAGGACAUCACUGUGAAGGAAAUUGCACAUAUGCCUAUAUAUUUUGUCCCAGAUUCCAUGUCCGUUUGGAACCUGCUGAGAGAGUUCCGGAUCAGGCAGGUUCAUAUGGCAGUGGUCCUCAAUGAGUAUGGUGGAACGAUUGGUAUCGUGACAUUAGAAGAUGUGGUGGAAGAAAUAGUCGGUGAAAUCUUUGAUGAGAAUGAUUCAAAGGAGGAAAUCCAGAAGAAAACAGGCAAUAUAGUAAUGCUGGAAGAUGGAACAUUUGUUGUUGAUGCAAACACAUCUAUAGACGAUCUUUCUGAAGAGCUUGGUGUUAAAAUACCAGAGGGCCAUCAGUAUGAGACCGUGUCUGGUUUUGUUUGUGAAUCCUUUGGCUAUAUACCAGAAGAAGGUGGGAAAAUGCUUGUGAUACUCGAAAGGGAUAAAAGCGAGGAGAAUGGUGAAUAUCAGGACGAAGGAUCUGAUCACCAAGAUGAACGAGAAGCGACUCAAGCUUAUGAACUUGAGAUACUCGAAGCUAAUGCAAGAAAGGUCAGCAAAGUAUGUUUCAAGCCAAUAAGCAGCGAAUGUGUAGACGUUGACAACAAGGGUGUCAACCGGCUGAUGUCAAAAAAGAUUAUCAAACGGAAGAAGAAGGACUCUGGUAAUUCUUCCGACAGCGAUGAUGACGAUGAGUGCCCUGAUAUAACAGAAAAUGGUUGCCCUGCAGAGCUAGUUUCAUACUCAGAUGAUAGUGCGGAGCUAGAAGAUUCUGGUAGUUCUAUGGGACAAGGUAACAAAGUAAACAAUUAGCACCAUUGUACUACUGGCAAUAAUUACAGCUCACCAACCUCCUGCCCCUUGUUGCAACAUACAACCGAAGAAGAGAAAAGAGGGAAACAUAAUAGGCUACGGAAAACAGCAACAGUAAUAGUGAGGAGACUGCGAAGGCUAACAGCUUAGGACAACAUUUCUAGUAGCAGUAGUAGUAAUCUAGAGGUGCAAUGAGGUGUCAGACAUCAACUUUGCUGCACGCAUGCUUGUAGGCCUCGCUGGGCCACGGUGAGCGAAUCGCUGCCGAGCUGGAUGGUUUUGCAUUCCGAAGCAGUUGUGGUGGCUGGCAUGACCGGACAGAAGGCAGUAGUGCCACACAGAGGCCUGUAUGGAUGCAGCAGCUCUGAGUGGAAGAAUCAUCUGACUGGCGGCUCCAUUCGAUUCUGGUUUUGUUACUGACAAUGUGAGUGAAGUCGGGUCCGUGAGGGGCGAGUAUCUGGUAAAGCCUCACCUCCCGUUUCUCCUUGAUCCUCUCCAGCUCGCUGAAACUUUGCUGCAGCAGCGCGAUGGAGGAGAACAUCAGUGUGCCUUCAUUGUCAUGCACCCCCAUUGAUGAUUGAUGAAGAGACAUGCGAUGAUUGACUGCUCUCGUGUUGAGUUGGUGGAAUUUUCGUUUGUCUGGCUACUUUGGUCUGCUUUCUGUGUGCGUGUGUGUGGCUUUAGUGGUGGCAGCGGGGAAGAGCAUUGUGAGUACUUUUUUAACCAGCAAGUUUUGUUGUGGUGCAGCUCGUAAAAAUAAGUCAAUUCCUGGAUCCAACUUUUCAUAA
Messenger RNA from Aegilops tauschii subsp. strangulata, 3176 nucleotides. Its product is annotated as DUF21 domain-containing protein At1g55930, chloroplastic. The record is from RefSeq and is a predicted model, not a curated record. Gene Ontology annotation, molecular function: flavin adenine dinucleotide binding. NCBI's taxonomy places the organism in Eukaryota, Viridiplantae, Streptophyta, Magnoliopsida, Poales, Poaceae.